AUGAAACUCAAUCGCGAUGUAUCCUCCUCCCGGCGCAAGUCCCGCAAGGCCCAUUUCGACGCCCCCUCCUCUAUCCGCCGCAAAAUAAUGUCCUCUGCACUUUCAAAAGAACUGCGAGGCAAAUAUAACGCUCGUUCGCUUCCCAUUCGCAAAGACGACGAGGUCAGGAUUGUACGGGGCAAGUACAAAGGUCGGGAGGGAAAAGUCACGCAGGUGUAUCGCAAGAAAUGGGUCAUUCACGUCGACCGUGUACAGCGAGACAAGUCAAACGGCGCUACUGCUCCCAUCGGUGUCCACCCCAGUAACGUCGUCAUUACCACCAUCAAGCUUGACAAGGACCGUCGGGCUAUCCUUGACCGCAAAGACCGGAAGAAAUCGGCAGCGGCAGACGAUGCUGAGAUGGUGGAGUGA
Molecule: messenger RNA, 411 nt
Organism: Mycena indigotica
Lineage: Eukaryota; Fungi; Basidiomycota; Agaricomycetes; Agaricales; Mycenaceae
Product: 60S ribosomal protein
Exons: 5
Coding region: 1-411 (136 amino acids)
Biological process (GO): ribosomal large subunit biogenesis; cytoplasmic translation
Cellular component (GO): cytosolic large ribosomal subunit; ribosome
Molecular function (GO): structural constituent of ribosome; RNA binding
Source: RefSeq, a predicted model, not a curated record